Molecule: messenger RNA, 4781 nt
Organism: Patiria miniata (bat star)
Lineage: Eukaryota; Metazoa; Echinodermata; Asteroidea; Valvatida; Asterinidae
Product: adhesion G-protein coupled receptor G6-like
Exons: 20
Coding region: 209-4327 (1372 amino acids)
Biological process (GO): cell surface receptor signaling pathway; G protein-coupled receptor signaling pathway
Cellular component (GO): membrane
Molecular function (GO): G protein-coupled receptor activity
Source: RefSeq, a predicted model, not a curated record
UAACCAACAAUAGGCAUGCACUGGUGUGUGACAUCAACGGAUGUGUGCUAUCAUAUCCGGAAUGUAAAGUCUGUACUAAACAUUGUCUCCUCCUCAUUUCUCAUCUUGCAAGCAGCCAGUUUGGUACAUGUUUUCAUUGAUAAAGACACCGGGAAAAUGAUCGAGUUCGUGAGAGUUUGGUAAAUAAAUAACUAUACAGCAACUUGUCAUGGACGCCAUGUUCAACAUAAGGUCAGGGAGUUCUAUCUUUGUGACGUUUGCCAUCCUCGCUUUUCUUGCCUUUGGAUGCAAGUUCCAAGUGGUUGCCCUAGACACUGAGCGCCCCGUCAUCACAUGCCCAUCCGAUGAGACGAUCGAGACGGAUCCUAACCAGAACUUCGCAACAUUAACCCUCCCCAACGCAGCCUCUGCAUCCGACAACAGCGGAUAUUUCGAAAUCACCAUUGACGUAGAUGGUUCUACGCACCGUGUUAAUGACACUGUCAGUUUGAGCAUUGCAAACUCUCCACACGUAUUGCUAUACACUGCGAGUGAUGUGAUCAACAACGUUGCAUCGUGCCGCACGCAAAUCACCGUUCGUGACACUCAGCUGCCGGUCAUCAUCUGCCCACCCUAUCAGACCAUCGAGACAGAUCCAAACCAGAACUUUACUACGGUUACCCUACCUGAUGUAACCUUCGCUUCUGACAACAGUGGAUGGUUUGACAUCGCCAUUUACGUGGAUGGUUGGUACAGUGUUAAUGACUCUGUCAGUUUGAGCACUGCCAACUCCCGACACGUAUUGCAAUAUGUUGCAAGAGAUGCUGGCAACAACGUCGCACAAUGCCUCAUGCAAAUCACUUAUAAGGAUACUCAGCCGCCAGAGAUUUCCUGCCCAUCCAAUCAGACGAUUCAGACAGAUCCAAAGCAAAACUUCGCAACAUUUAUCUUACUCGACGCAGCCUCUGCAUCCGAUAACAGCGGAUGGUUUGAAAUAGUCAUUGACAUAGCUGGAUCUUCGUAUGAGUAUCAUGUCAACGACAGAGUCAGGUUCGAUACUGAGCAGUCCCUCUAUGUAAUGCAGUACACUGCGAAAGAUGCCAGCAACAACAUUGCCACCUGCAUCACGCAAAUCACUGUCAUAGAUCUGACCCCACCUACUUUCACCACCGGUUGCCCGGGCGACAUUUAUCGUCUAGUGGACCUCAACAUAGAAUCAGUCCCCGUGGCGUGGCCUGUCGUGACAGCAUUAGAUCCGAACUCGCCGUUGCUAUGGAACGCCAGCCAUCACCCUGGUGACAUGUUUCCCGUUGGUAAUGUUACCAUGGUAACCUACACAGUCGCAGACCAAGACGGUAACGUUGCGUCUUGUAACUUCACGGUUGCAGUGACAGGGGUUGAACUUCGCUGUCCGGCCGAUAUCACAGCUGCCACUGAUCCGGGAAGUAACGACACUUCUGUUUCGUGGGCAAAACCCCGAGUGAUCUUCAGUUCACCUCAGGGGCAGGGUACCAGUGGGAUGCAUUUUGAUCAAUUGUCAUCAGGAGACCACUUGAUUGCCAGUGGUAGUGGUGGCAUAUACUCCCGUGAUGAUGGAGGGACAGCAAUUCUGUUGCUUUCGGACAACUAUCCUGGGGAGUCCUUCGGUAUCGGAUCGACUCCCGUUUUCUACCAGGUAGAGGGCACAAAGAUCGAAUGCGAUUUCCUCGUCACUGUCGAAGAUAACGAGCCUCCUACGCUUGACGACUGUCCAGCUGACGUCAUCAUCCCUGUCAGCUCAUCGGCCAAUCAGGUGCAUCACAGGUGGACUCCUCCAAUGGUCUCUGACAACUCUGGUCGUCAAGUGGAUGUGACGUUCAGUUGCUUAGCAGCCACAGCCAGUGACUGCGACCAAGCUGGAAAUGGAACGUUUUCAGUCGGAGUUUCCACAAUUACGUACAGAGCUGAAGAUGCGUCUGGGAAUGAGAACGCUUGCACGUUUACUGUGACGGUUACAGUUGUGGAACUCGUCUGCCCAGCAAAUGUCUCAGCAUUAGCAAGUCCUGGCUGGACCAGUACCAGUGUGAGCUGGUCGGAUUCGGAUCUAACUGGAUGGGACGGACCAACAAACUUCACCUCAAGCUAUAAUCCUGGUGUUGAAUUGUUGAUAGGAACUCACCGAGUAGACUAUCAGCAAUGGUUUGCAGCAUACAACCUGCUCUUGGAAUGUUCUUUCUUUGUUGUGGUACAAGGUCAGUGCCCAACCAACACAACCAGUGACGGUCUGAGAUGGCCUGUAGCAGUAGCUGGAUCCACUGCCAAGUCUGUACAGCGAUGUUCACUGACCACUGCAAAUGCUGGUCAACCCAUAGCUGUCCGGAACUGUUCAAAGUUUGAGCCGCCUCUGUACUUCCGAUGGGACGAACAGGAGACUCGUGAAUGCGGGGAAGUCCAGGAGGAAGUCUCUCUCAAAGACGUGGUGAAGGUUGAGGUUAGCAAAGGCAACGCAAUCGAAGUGGCCGAGUUUCUUGCCAAUCAGACGUCAGAGUCAUCUAAGGAGGCUGAAGAUGUUGAGGUGGUUGCCAAUAUUUUGAAGAACAUCGCAAAAGCAGAAUCGGGGGACACGGAGGUGACAGAACUAGUGCUAGAGACUGUCAGCAAUGUCAUCAUGAGUGUUGGGCCUGAAACCUCUGAUGACUCAGAGCCCACUACAAUAGAGGCUAGUACCUCCUCAGCCAUCGUUAAAUCCGUGGAGACUCAAAUCUCCCUGACACUUCAGCAAGAGGGUAAAGUUAGUAUACGUCAGGACUCUAUUCACGUGGAGGCGGUCAGUCUUGACCCAAACCAGGCAAGGAAUGGACUCAGCUUCGUGUCCGUGAAACAUUCCAAUGUCACGCAUCCUGCACAAGGGUCACCGCAAGAGGGCACCCUUGCUGGUACCAAGGUCGAGACUUUGAACUCCAGUGUGAUACCGAAGGAUCUCGAUGUCUUGGCAUCGGCUCGGUUGCCUGACAACAUCAUCGACUUGCUACAGUCCCCUUAUGAUAACAGCUCUGCCAAGCUACAAGCCAGUUUCCUGAUCUACGCUGAUGACACGUUGUUUCAGUCUGCUUCAAUCAGAGAGUAUCGAGGGGAGGGUAACUCGACUCGUAAGGUCGCUGGAUCUGUCGUCUCACUGACUGUGGAGAAUGUUAAACUUGUCAACCUCACUGAACCAGUCGUGAUUCAAUUCAAGCGAUCUUUCAAUCUCGCUAAUCAGGAGGAAUCAAGCGAAGUCUACUGCGUGUCCUGGGACUUUGAGCUGGAAGAUGGAGUCGGAGAUUGGACAACAGAUGGAUGCGCGCUUACUGAAGUGACCAAUAAGACAGUCGCGUGUAAUUGCUCUCAUGCCACCAAUUUCGCAAUCCUAGUGGACGUGAAGGGCCAAGCACCUGAUGAUAAAGAUGACACUCCUGCUAAGCGAGCGCUUGAUAUCAUCAGCCAGGUUGGCGCUGCACUGUCAAUCAUAGCUCUUGCUAUCACGCUGAUCAUAUACUUAGCCAUUAGGAAACUGCGGAGCGGCAAAUCUCGUCAGAUCUUUAUCCACUUCUGCUUCUCUUUGUUCAUGUUGUACAUCGUGUUUCUUGCUGGUGUUGACAAUGCUAAGGGCUCUGGAGGCAGUUGUGUGUUUGUGGCUGCUUUACUCCACUACUUGACUCUGUCCACCAUGAUGUGGAUGGCUGUUGAAGCCAGGAACAUGUACGUCAGUACGGUGAAGGUGUUCCCAGAAGACACGCCUCGAUAUAUGCUCAAGGCUUGCCUCAUCGCUUGGGGUACACCAUUAAUUGUGUUGAUAAUCACAUUGGCUGCAGCAUCACAUCACUAUGCCAACGAGCAUUAUUGCUUCCUUGAACCUGGUCUUGUGCUGUACCUCGGCCUCCUUGUUCCAAUUGGUCUGAUCCUCAUCCACAACAUCAUUACAUUCAUCUUGGUCAUGCGCAGUCUCCUGAAGGUCAAAGAGGCAUCUCGCUCACAGCAGAUCUCUAAACGCCUCCAGAAUGCCGUGGGAAUCUCCGCCCUCAUGGGACUGACCUGGUGUUUUGGGUUCCUUGCCAUCAACGAGGCGGCAUUUGCAUUUCAGCUCAUCUUCUGUCUGGCCAACUCUUUGCAGGGUGUGAUUGUGUUCGUUAUGUUCUGCGCUCGACGUGAGGAGGUCCGCACCACCCUGGCGCCCUACAUGAAGCGCAUCUGCUGCGGCCAUGAGUGCCGCUUGCCAACAUUGCAUCCUGGAAAGUCUAACGAGUCGGAAAUGAUGUCCGCAACGGCUCACACUUUGCCGUCAUCCGGGAAGACUGCGGAAAUGGAGAUCUCUGUGACAUCACCGCAAUAGGAAGACUACGUUGCAAUUGUUAGGUACCGUGACCAUUCAGCUCUGAUAUGAAAAGCCCCCCCCCCCCCCACCUCGUCCGGUCCAGAGCCAGUCCGGUCUUUAGCCCAGUAUCGUCUGGUACAUAUGCCUGUCUCACCAGAAGUCCACAGCAGCACAAAAGAAGACUUAUCGACUUGUGGCAAGAGAUUGAAGGUUUGUGACAAGAGAUUCAGGGCUUGUGAUGGGGCUCUUUUUUUCGCUCUGCAGAUAAAAUCCUUCCAAAUCCGUUGGUAAUUUAGGGUUCCAUUGAGUGAGAAACCGCAUGGCAGCGGUUUUGGUCAGUGCCGACGAAGGUUUUCUAUUGUUUCUAUUGUUGAGGGAUGAAACCACGAGCGGGUUUCGUCUUACCCCAGGUUGGAAGAGUUUCUGAUCAGCCACCGGACCCGGUAGCUGAGCCGGUACGAAGGAUUUUUGU